UCCGCGUGCACGUUCUCUUUCCUUUGCGAGCCUGACACAGACAGGCGUCAAUAAGUCGCCAUGCCGGUUGCCAGGACUUGGGUUUGUAGUAAGACGUAUGUCACCCCCAGACGUCCCUUCGAGAAAUCACGUCUCGACCAGGAGUUGAAACUCAUUGGCGAGUAUGGCCUCAGGAAUAAGAGAGAAGUCUGGCGGGUGAAGUUCACUCUGGCCAAAAUCCGCAAAGCUGCCAGAGAGCUUCUCACUCUGGAUGAGAAGGAUCCUAAGCGUCUCUUUGAAGGUAACGCUUUGCUCAGGCGUCUGGUGCGCAUUGGUGUGCUGGAUGAGGGCAAGAUGAAGCUCGAUUACAUUUUGGGCUUGAAAGUGGAGGACUUCUUGGAGAGGAGGCUGCAGACUCAGGUCUUCAAGCUUGGCCUGGCCAAGAGCAUCCACCAUGCUCGUGUGCUUAUCCGUCAGAGGCACAUCCGCUGACCAUGUUUAAACUUCCCCCGGUGAGAGGGAAUGAAAUAUUCUGCAAGGUCAAUUCGGUGAUUAAACCGUAUACCUUUGCUUGUAAAAAAAAUAAGCCCAAAAACCACAGCUUCCCAUGACGUCUGGGGUGCUUUAUUGCACGAAACAGAGUCUACCAGGUAAUGUGGGUGCUUUGGUAAAACAAGAAACUACACUUCUCUUGGCCAGUGAUUAAGCUUAAAACUGUCAGAUUGUCAGUGGUGUCAAGAAUUCCUCGUCAAUGAGGCCUCGAGAUCAGCAGCCUCAGUUGUUAAGUCU
This is a messenger RNA of Onychostoma macrolepis, 768 nucleotides long. It is a transcript of the gene rps9, whose product is annotated as ribosomal protein S9. Gene Ontology annotation, biological process: translation; positive regulation of translational fidelity. Gene Ontology annotation, molecular function: structural constituent of ribosome; rRNA binding. Bases 61 to 471 code for a protein of 136 amino acids. Lineage: Eukaryota; Metazoa; Chordata; Actinopteri; Cypriniformes; Cyprinidae. The record is from RefSeq and is a predicted model, not a curated record. The transcript is spliced from 5 exons. Gene Ontology annotation, cellular component: cytosolic small ribosomal subunit.